AAUAAAUAGUAGCUCUUUUACUGAGACCAAGGUGGCAACGUCUUUUAAAGAGAGAGAUAAAAUUAAGUUUGUUGUUGUCUUUUCGGGCAUAAAAACAAUAAUUUUCAGCAAAUUGCAAUUAUGGAUUUGCAACAAUUGGAGGAGGAGGCGCGUCAGGCAGCACUGAAGGACAUACAGAAUAUGCUGCAGCGUCCCGGGCAGUUGGAGAAGGUGGAGCAGUAUCGUCAUCGCAUUGCCAGGAAGAAAGCUUCAGUGGAGGCGUUGCUCAAAACGGGAAUGCAAAAUCAGCUGGAGGGAGUGCGAGUGGGACUGAAACAGCUGGAGACCUGUAUGCAGGAUGUGCGAGAGGUACGACGACGCAUGGAUGAGGUGGAGCGACUGCUGGAGGGUGUGCCCGACGUAUACGAUGCCCUGGAAGUGGUGCGCGAGGAGAACACAAAGCAUUCACAGUAUGCCACCGCUAUGGAGAACCUCAAGCACAUCUUCAAUGUCGAUGUCAGUGUGCAAAAGACAAUGGCUUUAAUCGAUGAGGAUAAAUUACUGAAUGCCCAUCAAUGUUUAUCCGAAUUGGAAAACUCCCGCGAUGACUUAUUGUAUGAACUGCAUAAACAACCGAAACAACAUGCAUCCGAUAAGAUUACACUCAAGCGUCACUUCGAGAAGGUGGACACUGUCUCGCAGGCUCUGGAGAAGAAGAUUCGGCUCAUUCUCAGUCGCACUCUGAACACGGUGCGCAAGAAACCAACUGUGAUUGUCACCGCACUGCGGAUCAUUGAGCGGGAGGAGAAGAACGAUCAGUUUGCUGUCCAACAGCAAAAGGUAACGGGUUUCCUGCCUCCGGGACGACCGAAGGCGUGGCGUAAGAUGAUCAUGGAUGUGCUCCAAGCAGCCGUGGGAACACGCAUCGAAGGCUCCAAGUUGGAGGAACGUGCGGAUAAUAAAAUGUGGCUGGUUCGUGAUUUGGAAAUACUGCGUCAGAUCAUCCUCGAGGAUCUGCGUGUGGUGAAGUCCUUAUGUGUGCCCUGUUUUCCGCCACACUAUGACAUAUUUAACGAGUACGUCAAGUUCUAUCACGAGGGAUUAUCCAGUUAUUUGGACAACAUUGUGCGGUCGGGAUUGGAGGGCAAUGAGUAUGUAUCGAUGCUGGCCUGGGUAACACACACGUAUCCAGGUGGCGAGCUGAUGUCGCAUCCGGAGAUCAAUGUGGAGGUGCAUAAAUUGGCUGGUCCGCUCUUGAGGCAGGAGCAUUUGAAAUCUCUGGAGAAUGAAUAUCUGCAGAAUAUGCAGCGUAAUUAUCAGGAAUGGAUGACAAAGGCGGCACAGACAGAAAAACAGGAAUGGUUCUCGGAAAUGGUGCCCGAUCAGGAUGAGCAUUACUAUCACACCUCAGCGCCAGUGAUCAUAUUCCAAAUGAUUGAUCAGCAUUUACAGGUGACGAAUACCAUACACCAGGAGCUGACAUUCAAGGCGCUUGUGAUGAGCAUUCAACAGGUGGAGAUCUUUGGACAAACCUAUCUAAAGAAUGUCAUUGAGCUGAAGGAACAUCAUUUUCGUAAUCGUGAUCAGAUUAAAUACUUUACGCAUUAUAUUAUUACAAUUGUGAAUAAUAGUCAGCAGAUGGUGGAACUGGCACAGCAGAUGAAGCAACUCUAUUGGCCCAAGUCACGCACAGAACACUAUGAGGACUUCGAAAAGUUACUGGGCACCUUUCAAAGGAUUCGGGCGCAUGCUGCCAACUAUUUGCUGGAGGAAGCCUUCCUGGACAUGGAGUGUCAUUUCAAUGAUCUGUUUACGGUCAAAUGGCUUGGCAGCACAAUUGCUGUGGAUACAAUUUGUGUGACAUUGGAUGAUUACUUUCAGGAUUACAAUCAUCUGCGUCCGGCCAACUUUGAGAUGGUCAUCAAUGAGGCACAAAAGCUUCUGGCCAAGCGGUAUAUAAGAGCACUGCUCUCCAAACGUCUUUCAAAGCCGAGAGUUGAAUGUGAUGCUAUAACGAGAAAGAUCAACCAGGAAGCAAAGCGUUUUAAGCUGUUCUUUGAGAAGAUUGCACCCAAAAUCUCGUUAAGUGACUCGCCAUUGGAUUUAAUAGCCACAUUGUCGGCAUUGCUCAUUUCUGAUAUUGAAUUGCUCAUCUUGGAUUUGCAUACGCUUCUAGGGAGUUAUCCUUCGCUUAGUGAGGAUCAUUUGGUGCGACUUUUCUAUAUACGCAAUGAUGUGAAGGCGGCGGAGGUGCGGGAAAAGGUUCAGGAUGCAAUGAAGUCGAAAAAAUCAAUGGUCAGCAUUGCCAAACAGGAUUGCAUCUUCAAGGAGAUUGUCUUUAGCGAUAAACUCUGGUAGAACAGCAAAAAUAAUAACAACAACAACAGCUUAAAUUACUACUACAACUACACUCACUUCCAGCAUAAAUAAACCAUUACUUUACUGACUA
This is a messenger RNA of Drosophila innubila, 2428 nucleotides long. RefSeq names its product exocyst complex component 3 (gene Sec6). The transcript has 3 exons. NCBI's taxonomy places the organism in Eukaryota, Metazoa, Arthropoda, Insecta, Diptera, Drosophilidae. Gene Ontology annotation, cellular component: exocyst. The coding region runs from base 121 to 2337 and encodes 738 amino acids. Gene Ontology annotation, biological process: exocyst localization; exocytosis. The record is from RefSeq and is a predicted model, not a curated record. Gene Ontology annotation, molecular function: SNARE binding.